AGGUGAAAAGUCUUUUUUAGCAGCCUGUUGUUGGGGCAGCUAGCCCUGCAGGCUAAAGCCCCCUCCCAGCAGCCCCCGGCUCUCCAACGGUCCAACUGCCGAGGCUGGAUGCUGGUAGGAAGGGGAGGAUUACCCCGAGGCGCGGGGGGUGGAGGAGGGAAAAAAACUUUUCUCUCUUUUGUUGCGCUAUUUGUUUUAGAAAAGGGAGGAGAAAAGAAGCUGUGUUAAGAUUUUUUUUUUUUUUGUUCUGCUUUCAGAGUGGCAGGUCUGGACUCCUGUUGAGUCCCAGACGGAAAGUUUAACGGUUAAGAGCAGAAAGCGGCUCUGACCUUCCUCACAUCUGCCGUCAGAAGAAGAGAGAGAGAGGCGGAGGGGGGGGAGAGAGAAAAACAGAUUUGCAUAAAGCAGGGAGAGGAACAAAACGAUGCCGCUCAUGUUGGAGGAAGCCUCCUAGUUUGAACACAGCCUCGGGAUAAAGUGAGAGAAAACCGGUUCUCCCUGGUAGCUAGCUCCCCCGUCUUUGUUUUUUUGAAUGGUGGGCAGUUUUUCCUGCCUGACACAGCGGGUUGUCAAGGAGAAGUUUCAGCUGAAGAACCGACACUCGGCUGAUCGUCACCACUCCUGUACAGAUGGACCUUAGAUAACAGCAGCUGCAGGUCUGCCUUAAUCCUGAAGUCCAUCGUCCAACCAAAAUGGCUGAUCCCACUGGGCUGAGCCCCGAGGGCGGGGGGGCAGGUGUGGCCGAGGUCAACUCCUGUAGUUUGGAAAUUGAGCGAAAAUAUGACAUCAUCCCUACUGUCAUCUGCUCCAUGUGUUGCCUUUUUGGCAUCAUCUACUGUUUCUUUGGUUACCGCUGUUUCAAGGCCGUCAUGUUCCUGUCCGGUCUCAUGUUCGGCUCGGUCAUCAUCUUCCUGCUGUGCCACAAGGAGCACAUUCUGGACACUCAGCUGAGCGUGGAGGCCAGCGCAGGCAUCGGCCUCGGCAUUGGCCUGCUGUGCGGCCUGGUCACCAUGCUGGUGCGAAGCGUCGGCCUCUUCAUGACCGGCCUGCUGCUGGGACUCCUGCUGGCUCUGGCCGGCCUGCUGGUCACUCACCAGUUCUACACGCCCACCACGCUGUGGGUGCCUCUGGGCACACUACUGGGCACCGGCAUGCUGUUCGCCGUGCUGACGCUGCAGUGGCAGAAGGCCUUCACCAUGCUAUCCACGGCCGUGUUCGGAGCCGCCAUCAUGACUGUGUGCGCUGAUUACUUUGUGGAGAUGCUGGCUCUCGCCAAUCACGUGUAUGACUGCUUGCGCCUCAUGCCCGAGCCGGCGCUGUGCUGGUACAGCUGGGUCAUUCUGGGCAUCUGGCCCGCCCUCAGCCUCAUAGGAGUACUGAUCCAGUGGAAGAUGACGGGUGACAGCUUCUCACACACUGAGGUUGUCAUCAGCCGGAGACAGAAGCGGGUUCAGCUGAUGCGGAUUCGAGAGAAGGACACCAAGAAGCGACAGCAGGCAGGUGGGCAGGAAGGCACAUACCGCCGUAAAGCCACCCCAGUGAAACGUUACGCUGGGGAUCUACUGGCACCGAGCUACCUGCAAAGUCUGCGAGAUCGGCAGAUGGGAACAGGUACAUCCCUUAGCAGCCUCGGCACCACCAACCCGACCAUGGUCGACAUGGACUGCGAGACCGGGUCCAUGGUUCCCCUCACGGCCACGACUCCGGUCGUCAGGGUCUGACCCAACGCAGAGCAAAACGGCAGGACUUCCUGCUUCCUGGAGUCAAAGGAGUCUCUCAUCAGGAGACUCCUUUGGUUAGGGGGUCUUCCUCACACAGAGCAGCACAUGCCAACUGCUCUAGUGUCUCUAAUUGCUGUGAAGUAGAUCUGGUAGCGAGGUUUUUUUUUUUUUGUUUGUUUUUUUUGUUUGUUUUGCGGUGAGUCCUGUGUGUCAAACAGAAUGCCACUGAGGGAUAACAAGCAUCAAACUCCGUUUUGAUGGCGUUUAAACCACUAUGACCACUGUGUUUCUCAGAGAAACAGUAUCCAGUCGAUACUAACAGAAAAAGGUCUCCCAUUUCCACUUAUUGUGUAUUUGAUACACGGCAACAACUGGAAGCCUCAGAAACGGACGUGUCUCUGCAUUUAGUGUACUGUACUUCAGAAGUUAGCCAUUACCAUGAAGAGUUUUUAGUAUUACGUGUCUCACAUGCUAGUUGGGUGGUUGUAGGAGUCGAUGAAGUAAUGCGUUUGAUUUUAUGUACUUCUUUUUUUCAUUUUUAGAGAUGCACCAAUCUUUUGUUUUUCUGCUGAUUUGCAAAACGUCUUUUCGGUCUGAGCAGAUUAGUGUCUUAGUUUCUGUAAGACAUGUACUGCAGGUUCCUCAGCAGAUGUUCCAGUUUUGAAUUUAAUAUAACAUAAACAGCAAAAACAUCCCCAUUUAUUCAUCACAACACUUUCCCUAAUAUUUAUCUGAACUAUUCUGGACUCCCUAACCUUUAUCUGAUGUUCAGUGAAAAACACAUCAGGGUACCUGCUGUUGGUUUUGUUUAACUUACAGCAACAUAAUGUAAAUAUUUUCAGGAUUUUUUCCAUUUAACUUGCAAAAAAAAAAAAUUCAUUUCUCAGCAAAACGUGGUGGAUUAAGGGUGAUUGGUCGGCACCUUAAACGGUAAAUAUUUACCAGCCAGAAAAGAGAUUUUACUGGAAAAAAAAAAAUCCUUUUGUGGUGGUAUUUCUUUAUCCAUUUAUUAAAUUGUAAAAGAAAAAAAAAAGCCUCAGUAUUUGAGCUGAUCAAGAAAAAUUGACUGAUUGUGAUCUUUAGAAGAUUUCUAAAUCAUAUUUAGACAUUGAGCAAAAAGUUGGUAUGAUAAAAAAUAUUUUGUUGGAAAUAUUGGACCUUUCCUACGUUUGCAUUCUCUUUUUGAAUUCUGUUGAACAUUUUACUGAAAUAUUAGAAAAUACUGAUCCACAAAGUUUUGAGAAGAUUAAAUCACAUUUUACACAUCAGAAUGUAAAUAAUGUUCUGUUUUAUCUUCAUAUGCGCCAGUGUAUUAGCAUUAAAUUACUGCAUAAACAGCGUUUUCUAUCCAAGAAGGGUUAUUCACUGAAAAAUGAGUGAAAUGGUUCAGAAUUGAUUGGUGCAUCUCUAUUCGUCUUCUGUGUGGAUAAACAGUGAGAUGUGAUGUGAGUUCAUGGCGUCUGGCAAUGUGGAGAAACUGUUCUUCAAUGUUCUCUGCUGGAGCCUCCAGAAUCUGUUUUAGAUCUACCGUUAGAUCUGUUUUCUUUUUUUUUUUUUUUACUUCAUAGCUUUGGUCAGAACACAGUCAGUAAAAGAUGUAUGCUAAUGUUUAUAAACGUAAUUUAUGUGAUAAUCUAGUACCUGGUAGUGUUUUUUAAGAAAAAAAGGACAAAACUGCAUGUUUGAGGCUUUUGUUAUUGCCUUUUUUAUUGUAGGUUGUGUUUAAAGAUUUAAUGUUUCAUUUGUUGUUUUUCAAAAACAGCACACUUGUUGCCUGAAUGUGUAAAUACUUGUUAAUAGUUUUCACAGAUUUUAAUAAAAAACGGUUUUAACUCAGAA
Molecule: messenger RNA, 3560 nt
Organism: Poecilia reticulata (guppy)
Lineage: Eukaryota; Metazoa; Chordata; Actinopteri; Cyprinodontiformes; Poeciliidae
Product: transmembrane protein 198-like
Cellular component (GO): plasma membrane
Source: RefSeq, a predicted model, not a curated record